AUGUAUUUUCGCCCAUUUCGUUUAUUUAAAUUAAUCGUUACAUUUAUUUGUGUGAAUAUUGUUAUCUAUGAACUUUAUCGUUUAUUAAUCCAUUCCAAAACUAGUUCAUCUUUAACUAAUGAAAAUGAUGAUUUAUCAUUAAUAUUAAAACCAACAAAAAAUAAUCUUGAUCAAAUAUCUUAUUCUCUUCAACCAUUUUAUAUUCGAUUACCAAAUUUUUCUGAUGAUGAAGCAAAAAAUUGGUUUUAUAGUUCAUCUUAUUAUAAAAUUCAUUCAAAAAAAUGUCCACAAGGUUUAUGUGAAGAAAAAGGUAUUUUAUUUAAUGAUACAAAAGAACAUCUAUCUGUUAAUGUUUUUCUUGUUAAAAAUGGUCUUUAUAUCAAUGAUGACUGUGGUUAUAAUUAUGGAACUAAUGCAGUUAAACGUAGAUUUGUAAGUGCUGAUGAAACAACUGUUAUUUAUGAUAAAGCAAUUAUUUAUACUGUUCCAGAUGGUUGGGCUUUUCAACAUUUUCUUGAUGGUGUUGGUCCGAAAUUAGCUCAUUCAAAAUCUUAUUUAAAAAAAUAUCCCGAUGCAAAAGUUAUUAUUUUAAAAGGUGUUCGAUUUGAUCGAUCUGUUCAAGAAAUUUGGUCUAUGUUAGGAGUAGAAAAUUCUGAACGAAUAAUUCAUUAUACUUCAAAUAUGAAAGUUGGUGCUCAUCUUUUAAUAAAUCCAUGUGUUACUCCUGGUAUUCAUCCUCGUUUAUGGCAAGAUGCACGUUCUAUGUAUUGGUCAAUAUCUGGUAUACCUAAUGAAAAAACCGAAGUAAAAAAAAGGAAUCUAAUAUAUAUUCAACGAACAUCAACAAAUGCAAUGAAUAGUGCACGUCUUAUAUUAAAUGAAGAACCAUUUAUAAAAAUUUUACGUGAUUAUUGUUUAAAAAAUUCAUUAAAUUAUGUUCAAUAUGAUCAUUCAAAAGAUACAGGUCAUAUUCGAUCACGUAUAGAACUUUUUUAUAAUGCUAAAAUAAUCAUUGGUGUUCAUAGUGGUGCAUUAUCAAAUAUGAAUUUUGCACAAUCAGGAACAAUUGUUAUUGAAAUAAUGCCAUUUAGACAAGAAUCAAGUGUAUUACCAAUGACUUGUUCAAUGUUUCGACCUGAAGAUAUUAAAGCAUGUGCUGGGUAUAUUUUAUAUACUCAAGCACAAUUACUUAAUCAAUCUUAUUGGAUAUUACCAAAUGUUGUUAAUGUUGAUGGCAAUAUUAAUCUCAAUAUAUCUCGAGUAGAAAAACUUUUUGAUAAAAUUUAA
This is a messenger RNA of Adineta steineri, 1287 nucleotides long. Lineage: Eukaryota; Metazoa; Rotifera; Eurotatoria; Adinetida; Adinetidae. The record is from the annotation of a GenBank genome assembly.